Gracilinanus agilis (Agile Gracile Mouse Opossum) is the source of this 418-nucleotide messenger RNA. Its product is annotated as dynein light chain Tctex-type 3. NCBI's taxonomy places the organism in Eukaryota, Metazoa, Chordata, Mammalia, Didelphimorphia, Didelphidae. The record is from RefSeq and is a predicted model, not a curated record. Gene Ontology annotation, molecular function: dynein intermediate chain binding. The coding region runs from base 1 to 351 and encodes 116 amino acids. The transcript has a single exon. Gene Ontology annotation, cellular component: cytoplasmic dynein complex; cytoplasm; kinetochore. Gene Ontology annotation, biological process: microtubule-based movement.
AUGGAGGAAUAUCAGCCCCACCAUGAUGAGAUUGGCUUCAAUGCUGAUGAAGCACACAAUAUUGUGAAAGAGUGUAUAGAUGCUAUAUUGGGCGGUGUGGAUUAUAAUCAGAAUAAUGUCAACCAGUGGACUGCAGCUAUAGUGGAACAAUCUUUAACCCAUUUGGUAAAGUUAGGGAAGACAUAUAAAUAUAUUGUUACUUGUGCAGUGAUGCAGAAGAGUGGAUCUGGUUUACACACAGCCAGUUCAUGUUUUUGGGAUACCACAUCUGAUGGAACCUGUACCAUAAGAUGGGAGAAUCAAACUAUGAACUGUAUUGUCAAUGUUUUUGCCAUUGCUAUUAUCCUGUAGCUAAAUGGAAAUGUUAUACCAGCGCCUUUAAUAUAAGAAAUUAUCAAAAUGUUCUUGAUAAAACUAU